Messenger RNA from Alosa sapidissima (American shad), 1210 nucleotides. RefSeq lists its product as uncharacterized. The record is from RefSeq and is a predicted model, not a curated record. The coding region runs from base 113 to 1180 and encodes 355 amino acids. The transcript is spliced from 6 exons. Lineage: Eukaryota; Metazoa; Chordata; Actinopteri; Clupeiformes; Clupeidae.
UACAGAGACAGCAUAAGGGAAAACAUUCUUCCUGCUAUUGCUUCUUUCAUUAUUUCACAGUUUUGAAUUAAGAUUAAAGGUAAAACGUAAGAAGGGACUCAAAGGGCUGAAUAUGGAGUCCCGUGGAUGCUUCAUGGAUGCCCUGAGGUCUCUCUGGGCCAGCAUCAGGAGCAAGGUCAGUAAAAGAGGAACCAAACAGCGCCGCAGAAACUUGCGCAUUAGCAAGAUGCAGGCCAUGGAGAGGAUGGACCGGAAGUGGAACAGGGGACUGAAUAAAAAAGUGAAAUCAGAGAAAAAGGUGCCCAAGUCUGGAUACAAGACCUCCAAGCAGGACAGGGGAAGAGCUCGACUUGUGGCCUCUGGAUGGAAGCCGAGGGGGGAAGAGGGCAAGCCAGCAAGGAGCAAAGUCCAGAAAAAGAUGGACAUCACCCUGCAGGCUUUGCAGGAGUCUCGGAAACCCUUGAAGGUCCAGCUGAGAGCCCAGAGGCCCCACUAUCUGGGUGACAUGGAGAACGUGGAAAAGGAGAAGUCCAACCAGGACUACAGGAGUGAUGAGGGCCCACAGGUGCAGGCCGAGGCACCAAGGGAGAUGAACUGCGGUCAUGGAGACGCAAAGACCAAUCCCCUGAUAGCCUGCUUGCCCCUGAGGGGGGAAAAGGCCUGCAGCCAGAAAUGGCAGGAUAUGAUCCUGGGAUGGACACCAGUCGUCCAGGAAAACAUGGAGAAGCGCUGUGCACCCCUGUCAGGCAAAAAGGCCUGCAGCCAGAGAUGGCAGAACAUGGUCCUGCAGGGGACACCAGCCAUCCAGGACAAAACGGGGACACAGAGUCCUGCCUGUGAUGGUGAGGAGGAACCUGUGGAGGGAAGGGAGCAGGAGAUGAGCCUGGCUGAGCAAACGGAACUUCCUGUCCCUGUGGAAAUGAGCACUGAGUCCAGCAGCCCAACUCUGCCUGAACUGGACAAUGAUGACUUGGAGGACAAAGUGCAAACUGAAAAUAUAGAGGAGGGAGAUGCCCAAGGAUAUGUUGCAGAGGACGAACACCUGUCUGCAUUUGUAAGACUUGAUAACUGCAAUGAGGCAUCAGAAGACUACACCUGUGUCUAUUAUUAUUACUACCGUUUGAUUAGUUAUUUUAUUAUUUUAUUUUGGAUUAUUAUUUCCCUUUAUUUCCCUCACUGAUAAAUCAAAUAAAGUAUUUUGGCCAAUUAA